Drosophila novamexicana is the source of this 1854-nucleotide messenger RNA. Its product is annotated as CDK5RAP1-like protein. Gene Ontology annotation, cellular component: mitochondrion; cytosol. Lineage: Eukaryota; Metazoa; Arthropoda; Insecta; Diptera; Drosophilidae. The transcript has a single exon. The coding region runs from base 49 to 1821 and encodes 590 amino acids. The record is from RefSeq and is a predicted model, not a curated record. Gene Ontology annotation, molecular function: tRNA-2-methylthio-N(6)-dimethylallyladenosine(37) synthase activity; 4 iron, 4 sulfur cluster binding. Gene Ontology annotation, biological process: negative regulation of cyclin-dependent protein serine/threonine kinase activity; tRNA modification.
UGUGACAUAAUUUCUAAACAAAAGUGAUUGCUUUUAAACCAAGCUGCCAUGAGGUUGCGCUGGCAGAUAGUCAGUGGCUGUCUACGACAAAAUUGGCGCAACCAAAGCAAUGCAGCUGCAUCCACAGCUGCUGCUGCAGGCUCAGCUACCCCUGCCACACAAACUUCAACCAACAGCUACUCGCACAGCAGCACACGUGAAACUUUCAUUGAACGCAUAGAACGGGGACCCGGCCUGAAGGACUUUUUCACUGUGAAACCUAAGCGGAGGCUGAGAGAAGCGGACGAAUCGCAUGCUGAGGACAGUAAUAUACCAUACCUAAAUUCAAUAGACUAUAAUGGCCAUGGUCGGCGGGUGCACUUCGAGGUGUAUGGCUGUCAGAUGAACACAAACGAUACGGAAGUAGUGUGGAGCAUUCUGCAGAAACAUGGUUACCAGCGUUGCGAAGAUGCUGCAAAUGCUGAUGUCGUAAUGCUUGUGACCUGCGCGGUGCGCGAUGGGGCCGAACAAAAGAUUUGGAACCGUUUGCGACACUUGCGAGCGUUGAAGGAGCGGCGUGGAACCAAACGUCAGCCGUUGCAAUUGACAAUCCUUGGCUGCAUGGCGGAAAGAUUGAAAGAGCGACUACUCGAGCAGGAGCAAUGCGUGGAUGUCAUUGCCGGUCCUGAUAGCUACAAGGAUCUACCAAGACUGUUAGCCGUAGCUCGCCACUAUGGCAACUCGGCUAUCAAUGUAUUGCUCUCACUGGACGAGACCUAUGCGGAUGUCAUGCCCGUGCGCUUGAGCUCGGAUUCGCCCACUGCCUUCGUCUCGAUUAUGCGCGGCUGUGACAAUAUGUGUUCCUACUGCAUUGUGCCCUUUACACGUGGUCGCGAACGUUCCCGUCCACUAAAAUCAAUCGUGCGUGAAGUGCUGACGCUGCAGGAGCAGGGUGUCAAGGAGGUAACCCUUUUGGGUCAAAAUGUCAAUUCGUAUAGAGACAAAAGCUCCGAGCAAUCGGACAACGCCAUUGUCAAUUUGGCCACAGGUUUUAGUACGGUUUACAAGCCGAAAACAGGCGGAUUACCAUUUUCAGUGUUGCUGCAAAGUGUGGCCGAGGCUGUGCCGGAAAUGCGCAUACGUUUUACAUCGCCGCAUCCAAAGGACUUCUCCGACGAAGUACUGCGCGUCAUUCGCGACUAUCCCAAUGUCUGCAAGCAGCUGCAUCUGCCCGCACAGUCGGGCAACACAGCGGUUCUCUCCAGAAUGCGCCGUGGAUACACACGUGAAGCUUACUUGGAGCUGGUGUCACACAUUCGUCAAAUGCUACCUGAUGUAGGUCUCUCCAGUGACUUUAUUUGCGGCUUUUGCGGUGAAACGGACUCUGAGUUUGAAGACACCAUAUCGCUCAUCGAAAGGGUGCGCUAUAACGUGGCCUUUCUGUUUGCCUACAGCAUGCGCGAGAAAACCACAGCCCACAGACGCUAUGUGGACGAUGUCCCAGCUGUGGUGAAAACCGCUCGGCUGCAGCGCAUGGUGCAGGCAUUCCGAGAAGGUGCCACGCAGUUGCAUAAACGUUUCGAGGGGCAAGAGCAACUUAUACUAAUCGAGGGCAAAAGUAAGCGGUCCGAAAACUUCUGGUUUGGCCGCAAUGAUGCCAAUAUAAAAGUCAUUGUGCCCGCCGCCUCCCUGCCUACAGCCAAAGCUAAUGUGAGCGCAAAGGACAUUGACGUGGGCGAUUUUGUGGUCGCACGGAUCGUAGAUUCCAAUUCACAAGUCCUGAAAGGCAUACCGCUGCAUAUCAGCAGCAUUGGCAGUUACUACCAUAGCAAACAAAUUUAAAUUAAGCGGACAAUAAAAAUGGUUAGCCAGCUU